AUGGCGCCAACGAAGCAAGCUGAGAUUAUUAAAGCCUUGGACGCAAAGCCGUCAAUAGUGGCUGAUGAGGAGAUCCGGUUUCGGGUGGAUUUUCUGAAGGAUUAUCUAAAGCAACGACCCUAUUUGAGGGCUUUGGUUUUGGGUAUAAGCGGAGGUCAGGACUCGACUUUAGCAGGAAAGAUGUGCCAAAUAGCUGUGGACCAACUUAACCAGGAAGGGAAGAACGAGUACUCGUUUAUUGCAAUUCGCUUGCCGUAUGGAGUGCAAGUGGACGAGAAGGACUGUCAGGAUGCCCUAAGUUUCAUCAAGCCUUCACGCACGCUCACCGUAAACAUUAAGGAAGCGGUGCUUGCUUCGGAGAGGGCGCUUGCGGAAGCUGGAAUCGAGCUUUCAGAUUUUGUAAAGGGAAAUGAGAAGGCCCGCGAACGAAUGAAGGCGCAGUACUCGGUAGCCGCCAUGACCAAAGGAAUAGUCAUUGGCACCGACCACGCCGCAGAGGCGGUCACAGGCUUCUAUACGAAGUACGGAGACGGAGGUUCCGACCUUAAUCCGCUUCAUGGGCUGAACAAACGUCAAGGGCAAGCAAUGCUCAAGUCCCUCAAAUGCCCAAAUCACCUCUACACCAAGGUUCCCACGGCCGAUCUGGAGGAUGAUAAGCCUGCACUCCCGGAUGAAACGGCGCUCGGCAUCACCUACAGCGAGAUUGACGACUACCUCGAAGGUAAAAUCGUCAGCGAAAAGGCCCAAGCUACUAUAGAAGCAUGGUACAUGAAAUCGCAACACAAACGACAACUACCCGUCACUCCCUACGACAAGAAAACGCAAUAG
This is a messenger RNA of Gregarina niphandrodes, 828 nucleotides long. RefSeq names its product NH(3)-dependent NAD(+) synthetase. NCBI's taxonomy places the organism in Eukaryota, Apicomplexa, Conoidasida, Eugregarinorida, Gregarinidae. The record is from RefSeq and is a predicted model, not a curated record. Gene Ontology annotation, cellular component: cytoplasm. The coding region runs from base 1 to 828 and encodes 275 amino acids. The transcript has a single exon. Gene Ontology annotation, biological process: NAD+ biosynthetic process. Gene Ontology annotation, molecular function: NAD+ synthase activity; NAD+ synthase (glutamine-hydrolyzing) activity; glutaminase activity.